AUGAUCCAAACAACGUUAAGUGGAGAGCCAGUCGAAGCACGAUGCCAUUGUGGAAAGAUAUGCAAGAACAGCAGAGGGCUGAAAAUCCAUCAGGCAAGGACCAAAUGUGGCCAUAGGGAGAUACUAACGCAGCGCACAGAUAUCAGCAAUGAAUCUGGUGAGACGCAGGAGGAACUCAGUCAGGAGUCAAACCAUAGUACAGAGAGCCUCCAAGCUUCGGUGUCGCCAGAUGGCAGCAUUGGUAACUUGAAUGAAGCGAGCGCCCAUGGUGUUCAAGCAGUGAGGGACAGGAGAUUAGACAAAGUGCAGUGGCCCAAGACAAAUGACGAGGCAGCUUGGCGAAAUCUUGAUCAGGACCUGGAGGCUAUUUUGGAGACCACUCUACAGGGGAAUGUGGAGAGGAAAGUAGAAGCACUGACGUCAAUUGUGUACAGUGUAUGCAAAGAGCGAUUCGGAGUGGAAACAUCCAGAACACAACCCAGAGCAAAGACAACAAAGGAGAACAGGAGGGAACGUAAGAUCAAACAACUACGAAAGGAGCUGAGGGAAUUAGGAAAGAGGUUUAAAACAGCACCAGAGAGUGAAAAAGUUGGGAUACAGCAGAUAAGAGACGACCUUAGGGAGACACUUCGCCGCCUAAGGAAUGCAGAAAGACUAAGGAAGGGAAGGAAGGAGAGAGCGAAGAGAAGAGCAGAUUUUGUUAAAGAUCCAUUCCAGUUCUCAAAAACUUUGCUAGGAGCAGAGAGAUCAGGCCAUCUGGAAAGCUCGAAGGAGGAAGUGGAAGCUCAUCUCAAAGGUGUCCAUUCAGACAACAGGAGAGCAGAACCUUUAGGAUAUUGUCCAAGAAUCUUAGAGGUAGAGGCCCCAAGUGCACCAUUGGAUACCAAACUUCCUACCUGGAAAGAGAUUCAAGAUGUGGUGAAAAAGGCAAGAUCAGGAUCAGCCCCAGGACCAAGUGGGAUAACGUACAGGGUUUACAAGAAAUGUCCAAGACUGCUAAGAAGACUGUGGCAGCUAAUCUGUAAAGUAUGGAAGAAAGGGACCAUACCGGCGUGCUGGAAGAAAGCAGAGGGAAUCUUUGCUCCUAAAGAGAAAGACUCCAAGACAGUUGAACAAUUUAGGACCAUAUCGCUGCUGAGUGUCGAAGGAAAGAUCUUCUUCUCGAUACUUGCCAAGCGCAUGACAGCCUACAUGGUGGAAAACAGUUACGUCGACACCUCAAGUCAGAAGGGAGGAAUCCCUGGGUUUUCAGGAUGCGUAGAACAUACAAGCGUCAUCAGCCAACUGAUCAGAGAAGCCAAGCAGAAAAAAGAGCUCACCGUACCAUGGGAGGAAGGCUGCGAGGAAGCUCACGAGAGGAAGAAAGCCAAGUAUGAUGAGCUGAUGGAAAAGUGCAGGAGCAGAGGAUGGACAGUAUGGCUCUUUCCAGUGGAGGUUGGCUGUAGAGGUUUCCCCGCACAGUCAGUGUGGAGGACACUACGGUCAAUAGGACUCACUGGGAGGGCAAGAGCUACCGCCAUCAGACGAUUGGGAGAAGCUGCAGAGAGAGCAUCGUGCUGGCUAUGGCACAAACGAGAUGAGCCGAUGUGGAAGCCGACAUAG
Molecule: messenger RNA, 1602 nt
Organism: Mizuhopecten yessoensis (Yesso scallop)
Lineage: Eukaryota; Metazoa; Mollusca; Bivalvia; Pectinida; Pectinidae
Exons: 2
Coding region: 1-1602 (533 amino acids)
Source: RefSeq, a predicted model, not a curated record